This is a messenger RNA of Aedes aegypti (yellow fever mosquito), 11795 nucleotides long. RefSeq names its product mediator of RNA polymerase II transcription subunit 13 (gene skd). NCBI's taxonomy places the organism in Eukaryota, Metazoa, Arthropoda, Insecta, Diptera, Culicidae. The record is from RefSeq and is a predicted model, not a curated record. Bases 1898 to 9667 code for a protein of 2589 amino acids. The transcript is spliced from 14 exons. Gene Ontology annotation, molecular function: transcription coregulator activity. Gene Ontology annotation, biological process: regulation of transcription by RNA polymerase II. Gene Ontology annotation, cellular component: mediator complex.
UCGUUCCAUCAUUGCGCUUUCAACCGUUGUCGGAGAAGGACGUUUAUCGCAAUCGGUUCGUUGUGCUUUUAAUAGUGAUGUAUCUACUCUCUUGUGUGUAGUUCAGAAGAAAUAUCUGUCUGCAAGCUCUUAUUACGUUUUCAAAGAAGAACGUAGCUUACAAGGAUCUAGUAGUACCAAGUCUUAGAUCAAUAGACUUUUUCCAGUGGUGGAAGAUUACAUUGAUGGAACCAAACUCAAAUCGAUAAAAGUGGUGAAAGUGCGCGGGGCUUAAAAGUGACAACGUCGGCCAAUCAGUGGAAGUGAAGGAAAAAAGUGCAAUUUCUCUCUUGAGCUAGUGCUGCUCCCAUUCGUAGCUGGGCACCCCUCCUACUCUUGUUUUCCCAUUAUUGAAAACGAGUGAACGGCGAAGGUGUCAGUGGCUGUAUGGUGUGGAUACCAUGGAGAUAUACAGUUUUAAUGACUUUGUGUGAGAUACAAUCGCAUCAUCAAAAGUAGCAGUAGCAUUUCCAUUGAGUCUGAGCAACCUUAAGAUCUCCCCGAAAUAAAAUUCAGUGAGAAUGGAGAGAAGUAAUAAACAUUGGCUGUUACGCACGCUCACACUAAAGCGAAGGUUUGUGUCAAAAAAGCAACAUUACAUUGUUGCCAGACUUGCUGCUGCCUAGUAAUGCGAGAAUAGCCGCCGUGAACAGUGUUCCCACCAAUAUUACCUUAGCAGCAAAACAAGACAAGAUUGUGAAGCGCAGGGGUGGAAUCGUGUUGGUGAAUAUUCAGGUUGCUCGUCAUUUGCAAAAAGCUGGUGUAUGUUGAACCGUCUGUGAAGAACGGAGGCAGAAAAGAGACACAGAUAUUGAGAGACCUUCGGCUAGAAACGAAACGAGAACCAACACUGUGACAUUAGCUUCAAUCGAGUGAGAUCGAGAUCUCAGACUUAACAUACUUUCUAAAUAUAAUUGACUCUCGACGUGGGAAUCGAACGGACGGAUUAUUUUUGCGUUCCCGAAGUGAGUAAGAAGUGAAGUUUUUUAUUCCACAAUAUCCCGGUGGCUGUGUAAAUUAACGCCGCAGGGUUGUCCUGAAGUGAAGCCUGAGCUCUCAAUGUGAAGUUACAAGUGAAUCCUGUUGGAUAACGGAUAACGGAUGUUGACCAAGUGGUGAAAGUGGAUCGAUUCUUCACUUUAAGAAAGUUUUUCACCGAAAAGUAGGAAAAAGGGAAAAUUCUUCAAUUUUUCUUACACCCCUGUGGGUGUAUUAGUGAAAACGCUCGUGUGAGUGCGGAAAAAUGCAUAAAUAUAGGCGGUCAAGAUCCAUCUAGUGCUGCGUGGAUACGAAUGUAUGGAGAUCUUCCGCUAUCAUGCUCGAUGUAUGUGUGCGUAAUUUUCGCAAAUGUCAAAUAUGACAACAGUGUUUUAGCUUGUUUUCCAUGUCCGCCAUUUUCUACCGUCGCCAUCGGAUGGUGAAAAUUUUCGUCUAGUAAACGGUGUAGCCCGCGGUGAUUAGGCGGUAUUGACCGCGUAAUAAGUGAGCAACGAAAGUACGGUGAAGAAUAGAAGGAUAUCGCUGUGCAGAAGUGAAUAAUAACCAGUCUCGCUUGGGAAGAUUUUUUUUUACUGAGUUGAGAAGAAAUCUCGCUCUUGCGAAGCCGAAUUACAGGCGAAGAGAAGUAAAGAGAGAGAGGUGUCAGUCUCGAAUAUAAAAAGAAGUUGAUGAAUGUGCAACAGUGUUUGUGUAUCCCAAUAUCUGCGAAUCUUUGUGUUGGUGCAUGAAAUGAAUCGAAGUAGGGAGAAGCAAAGCGCAAUCUUACCCACACAGUAAAUAACCGAAGUAGAGUGGCAGCAAAAAGCAGUGUAGAAAUUGUUUUUACCUCUCUAGUGAAAAUGUUAAGCAUAACACAACCAUGACGCACCAGAAUCACCAAACUAACGGCGCAAGUUUGGAAGAUUGCCACACCAACUUUUUCGCCCUGACCGAUCUGUGCGGUAUCAAAUGGCGUAAGUUGGUACAGGGUGAACGACCGAACGCGUCCAGCUAUCCGCUGGACGAUCCGGUCCUACGGUCCUACUCGAAAUGCCUCGAGGUGGACAUUCUGUGCGUGUGGCGGCGGGUGGCCGCCCCCAAGCCCGCCGAACAGGACCAGAAUGUGUUUGAAAUGAGCAUGCCGGGUCCGGUGACGGGCGGGUCGGUCAUCCAUCCGCCACUGUCGCUGACGGCUGCCAAAGAGCUUUGGAUUUUCUGGUACGGCGAGGAGCCGGAUCUAACGGAACUGGUCGAUCCCGAGCUGCUGAAGUCUUCCGAAGGCGACAAAGGAUCCUGGGAGGGUGGCCUAUCGUACGAGUGCCGGUCACUGCUGUUCAAGGCGCUGCAUAAUGUUAUCGAACGAUGUCUACUCUCGCGGGAUGUCGUUCGCUUGGGCAGGUGGUUCGUCCAACCGAGCUCCAACAGCGAGCGAGUAUUUGGCAAAAGCUCUCUCCAUCUGUCGUUUUCCUUCGCGUUCUUCGUACAUGGCGAUAGUACGGUGUGUGCCUCGAUGGAUAUCCGGGAACAUCCUCCGGUGCGACCAUUGAUGAUCAAACACCUUGAGGAAGCUCUAGCCCAGCAGGGUAGCAAUGGAUCCACCAACGCCACUAGUAACAGCAACAACAACUGCAGUAACCAAACGGGCAGCUCCGGUGACGCCAAACCUCGAUCAGUCAUACUGGCUCCAUUUGGACUCGCCGCAACGCUCACUGGCCAGAGCUACAAGGCCAGCGAUCCUCAGACCCAGAAGGUGCUCGAUGACUGGAGCGCUUUCUACCCGAUCUCGAACAAAAAUAUCCACCUUUCGGAGAGUGCCGAUACAGUGCCGCCCAUAGUGGAAAUUAUGACCGGCGGUGUCAAAAUGCGCUAUCCGUCCAAGUAUGUGCUGGUAACUGAUAUCGACGAUUGGUCGCCACCGUCCAGCAAUGGUUCCAAUAGCUUAAGCCAAACAUCGGUGGCCAAGUCGGCCACCGCUCAACCGACAGCUUCUCUCACGGCAGCUGUAUCCAGUGCCCUGGGUGCUCCCAACAAUGAUCUUACCACGAACAACAGCAAACAACAGUCGUCCCAUCCGGACAUGAGUAGCAAACCGCUCAUGAACCCACCGCUCACGGUACCGGAAUCUCCCUCGAACGAUCUCGGCAACCAAUACAGCAUGUCGUCGACACUCAUCAACAACUCACCGGCCGUUCUGCUGCCGGAACGUGUUUGGCAGGAUUGCAUAAUGCACGCUGCUCCCACUAUUCCACCGCCACAGCAAUCUCCGUUGGGCGAGAGCUCCGGUGGGGGCGGUACGACCGUUAAAACCGAACCCUCCUCGAAUGCAUCCUCAACUCCAACAUCUUCAUCCUCGUCGGGUUCGUCGUCCGGUAGCAGCAGCAGCAACAAUGAGAACAACUCGUCGAUGGCAGUGGCGGCAGCCGCAGCCUUGGUCGAUGCCAACGCCAACUCCGUGUGGGAAAUUACCGAUCCCACCGUCAAGGUGCCCUGUUCGUGCAUCAAGUGUAAGAAGCCGAUCAGCACUGGAACGGCAACGAGCGGUUCUUCCGGUGCCCGGAGCAGCCAAGUGCAGCAGCCCACCCUGUCCGGAUCCACUCCCGGGCGAGAUCCGACUAUUGCGGGCUGCUCGCAGUCUUCGCCCUUACCGUCAUCCGGCAAGACUAGUUCCGGCAAGCAGCCCCGAUCGCACCGGAUACCGUUCCACAAGCGACCACCUCUUUCGCAGCAGUUCCCGUUUUGCCGGUCGUCGUCGACUGCAGUUGCGACAGCUGGGGCCGCAUCGUUCGUACCUUCGUCCUCGUCCUCUUCGUCAGGAGUUUCUCCACCCGGCGACAGUCCUGAAUAUCUCGAGUCGACCCAAAGGUCCAAUCAAAAUUGCGGAGCCGGCGGAAGUACGCCGUAUGGUGGUCCUCCGUCCUACUGUCGGAACCCACUCUCGAUAGGCGACUCGCAUCCGCUGCCCUCGGAAGGAUCUCCGGCCAGUGCGGCCCCUUCACCGAUGCAACCAUCCUCGGUGUCGCAGCCAAUGUCGGUUCCAUCUGGCGAUCAGUUGAUAACCAUGUCACCGCAUCCACCUGCAUCGAACAACCCGCGGAGCGUUCAACCAGGAACACCCACUUGUCUAGACCACCUGGACAAGAACACUCCGGCUCCGACGCCUACCGAUCAACACGAUAGCAAAAGUAUUACCGCUUCGCCGUACCAUACACCGUCGCAUCCGGGCGGUGUUCUCAGCGUGGAAGCACCUUCCUCUCAACAACCACAGCAGCCUCAGGGGCAGCAACAGCAACAACUGCACCAGGGUCAGCAGCAACAGCAAUCACAUCAAUCAUCACAACCACUGUUAGGAAACAAUUUGAGCAGCACUAGUAGCAGCAGUAGUGGAGGAACGACCAACAGUAGUCCGGGGAAUCUCGCCAGCGGAGGCAACGGAAUGCUCGGCAUGAAAAUCAAAUCCGAAGGGGCACUGUUUGGAGAAGGUGGUAGCUUAACACUGGGUUCUAGUCCUAGUAUAUACAGUAGUUUACAUCCAAUCGCUAGCCAAAAUCAGGUUUCCAAACGAGAAGCCAUGCUGCAAAUCCUGCAGUCGCUCAAAAGGCCUUCUCUGUCCUCCAGGGAUUACGAAGGCAUGAUGGGAGAAGAAAGCCCCAGUACAUCUCAGGUCCUGUAUGACUAUUCGACAGUCGACGCCUGGAUGAAUCAUCCGGUGAAGCGAUUCCGAUCAAACGAAGAAACCAAACUGUCUCAACAGAUGCGAGGUAUGGAUCUGUACGCAGAUCAGAAACAUUCGGAAAAGUAUCUCCAGUCUUUACAAAACCCCGCAUCUGACGGAGCGAAUCCCACUCGACAAGAUCCACAAGACCCUUUGGCAUUACCGGAAGAUACGGAUCCUUCGACGGGCCUGUUGAACGAAAGCCAAAUCAAAACGGAAAUAGGUUGCGAGCGAAACGACGAUGAUAGCCCGAUGUUGGGAGCGCACGAGAUCAAGAAAGAAAAAGAGGACAAGGAUGACUUGUUCACAGAGCAAGGCCUUCAGCCUGGUCUGGAUGAUCUGGACCAGUUAUUCGACGACAGCGCCAACUAUCAUGACGAUUCGGAUAUGCAUGCAAACACGAGCCCAGCAUCGACGAAAAGUGGUGGCGGUUGCAUGGAAGACAUGAAAAGGUUUUCUGGAUCGGGUCACACGAACCACGGUAUGUUUAGUCCGAAGGAACUGUCGCAAAUGUUCCCAACUCCACCCAGUUUAGAGCACCAUCCCAAUUCCAGCCCGGGCGGUGGUGGUUGCAUGUCAGAUGGCAUUAUGAUAGAUACCAUGAUAGAACCGGCCGCAGCUAUUCCCAUUCUGGGAAGUCCCCAGGAAGAGCCCAUCUGUGACUGGUCGUUCGUGUUUCUUCCCCCACCAUUUUGUAAGUACGUGGGGUCUUCCAAAUACGCUCCACUUCUGCAGCUUCCAAGCCAAAUGAUGCAACCACCAAUUCCCCAACCCCCUACGUACAAAUCCAGCUCGCAGCUAAGAAAAGAGAAACAGGAACGCGAGAAACUUCUUAAACUACGAGAACUUCAGGAACAGCAAGAAGUCCUCCAACAGCAACAAGCUCAGUUGGAAAACAUUCCUCCAAACGCCGGACCUGCCGGCAACCUGAUUCCCAAACAGGAAACCCCACUAACCGUACCGCAACCACUCAGCACACCAAAUUCUCUUAGUUUCAAUGGCGCUAGCCAUCCGUACUCGAACCCACCUUCACAGGGACCACAACCCCUAUCGAGGCCACCCUCAGUAAAUUCUCUUCCUGGUGGAAUGAUCGGUUCCGGAGGUAACAUGAUGAGUCCUUCGCCGAUUCAUAACGGACUCAUGAACAACACUUUGUUCCAUCCGGGCAUGGGAAUGAACGUUCCUCUCCGACAAGGAAUGUCCCCAAUAUCUCCAGCAACUCCUGGAGGUGCUACACCGGGAAGUAGUUCAAUGCGUGUACCCACUCCUCAAGGUUCCUGCCCUCUUCCGUAUCCAUCACCCAUUGGUGCCAGCGGAGGGUCAAUGCCCAUCAACAACAUCGGCAGUCCUUUCCGGCGGACGCCAAUUCUUCCACCUCCACCGUACGAUGUUGCUGUGGCAUCUCCAGCUACCUCUACCACCUCAUCCUACAAUAACAAACAAUUCGGAAUGGAUGACGGACCAGCAACGCCGUCAGCCGCUGGCAAUAGUGCUCCUGCUCAACGGAUAACCAUCGAAACCAGUGCCCUCCUGGUGAACGUGCUCCUGUACGACACCUCGCUCAAUAUCUUCCGCGAUCAUAAUUUCAACAGUUGCACGCUGUGCGUGUGUAACGCGGGUCAAAAGUGUGUGGGAAACAUCCGUGGAGCCGAUUCGGGUCCUUAUCUGGCGCUUCCGGGUACGAGCUUCCUCGGUAGUGGGAAAGGUGGUGGUUCAGCUAGCGGUAAUAGCAGUGAACGAGAGGCCGCCAAAUCGACGCCUUCAUCAUUAUCGCAGUUUAACGGGAACAAUCACAACAACAACGGUGCCUUUGGAAUGGUGGAUUCGCCGGCCGGUGCUGGCAGUGGUGGUAAUUCGUCAGGUGUAGUGGCCAUCAACACGAACAACUUACAAAAUGGAUAUCUCGACGAGGAUCCAAUCAAGUGUACGUGUGGUUUCAGUGCGUUGGUGAACCGAAGGCUUGCCCACAGGGCAGGUCUGUUCUAUGAAGACGAGCUGGAGAUCACCGGUAUGGCGGAAGAUCCAGCGGUGCAUAAGAAGAACUCGCUGCUACAGUUCUUGCUUGGCAAGAGUGACUACAACAGCAGCGGUAUCAACUGUGAUAUUUCCCCUCUGCCGCUUCGGAUCAUAGAUCUACUGCGGCAGCACUGUGCAGUCAUUCAGAGUUCCAGCAACUCUAUCCACCGAGCAGUGGCUCGGUUCCAAAGUGCAAUGCCAGCCAAAAGCUUGGCCAACGCUACCGUACAUAUAUUAGAGUACACCGAUGCCAACGAUGUAAUCAGUUUGGCACUGGAACAAAGUAGAUUGCAGGCAAUUAACGAAAUAAAGAUAGAAGACAGUGCUCUGGUCAAAUCAGGACUUCUGCGAGGGGUGAUGAAUGUACAUAAAUGGCCGUACCUUAGAGCGGGAGGACCUAAGAGCAAUCAGGAUAUUGUACGAAUAAUGAAAUCCAUGCAACCGCUUCUACAGGAUGCCUUCCAUAAAAAGUGUACAACUCGAUUGUGGGACGCCCCGUACACGAUACAGGGACCACUGACUUGGCGUCAGUUCCAUCGACUGGCUGGACGAGGUACCGGCCAAUGCGAACCUCAACCCGUUCCUUCGUUGGUCGUCGGCUACGAAAAAGACUGGCUUUCACUAUCACCAUAUGCCAUUCAUUACUGGGAUAAGCUACUUCUCGAACCGUACUCUUACCCGCGAGACAUUGCCUAUGUAGUUGUCCUUCCGGAUAACGAUUUCGUCGUAUCCAAAGUCAAAACCUAUUUCAAAGAACUUAGUACAACCUACGAGAUGUGCAAACUUGGCCGGCACAAUCCCAUCAAGGGAUGGGACGGAAUCCUCCGUGUGGGCUCAAAUCGAGUUCUCAAAGAAACACAAAAUUCAAACAUGGACGAAUGGUUUACCAGUUUAGGGGACACGCGGUUGAGUGAAAUGCUUCGACUGUAUGCACAAACCUGUCAGCAGCAGUUGGCUCCAUACCUAUCGAAAGUUCCGACGGACAAAAGUUUACUCGAUCCACCAGAGAACCAUAACAUCUCCGCUUCGGCGCACGCCUUGUCCUUAGCACAAGCCAGUUCCACGCCUAAUCGGGAUGGACCAGGACAAAGUCCAAUGCCGCCUCCACCUCCCAGCACGCCGGAUCCAUCACAGCCGGGAGACAAGGCUCCCAGCACACCAAAGUCCGAUAAUGAUCAAGAAAACCGUGAUACCCUCAACACCUCGAGUACAAGUCCGGCCGACCGGAUGCAGCACGAUGAUGACGGCAAGGAACCGCCGCAUAUCGUUCUGUACAUGGUGGAACCAUUUACCUGCGGAACAGAUGCGCCGGAAAUCGAACGACUUGCUUGCUUGUCGCUUCUCCGCUGCUAUUCGAACAUCCUCAACACGGUGCCAGACUCCAUCCGAAGUAACAUCAGCGUACAGCUCAUCUCGCUGGAGAGCAUCAUGGAGCUUGGGCGAAGUCGGAAUCGGUUACGGCUGAGUGAUCACAUGCGCAGUCAGGCGUUGAGUAUAUUUUCACAGAGCCGACGCUACAUGCAGCAUCUGAAUAACGUGAAGAGCCUAACCGGUUUCGGAACGGCCGCCAAUGCCGAACAGUUUAUGAAGAACAAGGAUGAGAAGAACCGAGCGCCGUACAAACUGUACACUCCACCGUACGUGUUGGCUAAGCUGUGCGAAAAGAAGGAAAGCUCGGAAUCGUUUGGUCAAACCAGCAUCAAACAGCAAUGCUCGAUUAUGUACUGCAACUACUGUUUGAGCGAAGAUCAAUGUUGGCUUCUGGCGGUGGCAACUGACGAUCGGGGGGAGUUCUUGGAAACGACUACCAUCAAUAUCGACAUUCCGAAUCGCGUUCGACGGAAACGUGCAUCUGCGCGGCGGUUGGGACUUCAAAAACUGAUGGACUUUAUCUUAGGUCUAAUCUCACAAACAGUGCAACCCUGGCGAAUCGUUAUCGGCCGCAUCGGUCGGAUAGGGCACGGGGAAUUGAAGGGCUGGAGUUGGCUGCUAGGCAAAGAGAAUCUGCGGAAAGUCUCCAAACAUCUCAAGGACAUUUGCCAGCAGUGUUCGCUGCUACAUCCGGUUUCAGUACCGAGCAUCUUGAGUGCCUGCUUGGUAACACUGGAACCGGACUCGGAAUUGCGCGUGAUGCCCGAUCAGUUCACACCGGACGAGCGGUUCAGUCAGUUGUCGAUGCAGUCUCCGUUGACGACCCCACAGGAUGUGACGUGCACGCACAUUCUGGUGUUCCCGACCAGUGCGAGAACGCAGUCUGCCCAGUCGGCGUUCGUGGCGGAGCACAUCAACGAUGAAUUGGAGUUGACACUCGGAGGAAAUCUCGACGAUUUGGGUCUCGGAGAUGAAGGCGAUGGAGACGGUAUAGACGGGUUCGACGAUUUGUUCAACAAUUGGGAAGAUAUAGAGAUGCCACAGAGAAUGCCGCAGGAUUCCCGACAGGGCAGUCCGGUGGGACAGUUUGAGACACAGCGACAGACUCCGGGCGACAGUGGUUCAAACUGUGCGCAGAAUCUCAAUGGCUACGCGGCACAGGAGGCGGAAGAUGUCGGUUCCCUGGCGCAACAGCCGAUGGCCAUCGGGUACCUAGUGUCCACCGCCCCAACUGGCCGCAUGCCGCCAUGGUUCUGGUCGUCCUGUCCGCAUCUGGAAAACGUCUGUCCGGUGUUCCUACGGAUAGCGCUGCACCUCAACAGUUUCCAAAUCCUGCAGAACAACGACGAUCCGAUGGUGCAGUCGCAGUCCACCACCGAGCACCCGCUGGACUCGAACAUGACCGCCGAUGUGUUGCGCUUCGUCCUGGAAGGGUACAACGUCCUCUCCUGGCUGGCCAUGGAUUCGAACACUCACGAUCGGUUGUCCUGUUUGCCGAUGCACGUGCAAGUGCUGAUGCAGCUGUACCACAUGAUGGCCUCGUUGGCGUAAGGUCUUUCCCGAUUGGAGGACUACGAACCCUCCUCAUUGCUCUGUCUGUGAUAUUAGGUAAAAUGGUGGGUGUAUGUGUGUUUAUGGAGGGGUUGCUUUAGGAGAGAUUGGUUUUCUUAUGUGAUUGAACGAUGAACCGACAUGGAGCCAAGAUCUGGUUUUAUACAAGUUUAUAAGUUGUAUUAAUUUAUUGAUUUUAUAAUAUUUUUUUUUGUUUAGGCAGUUUCCCAAUUGCAAGUAUUUGUCCGCUUGGUUAGUGCAAGCGGAUGAACUGCACUUAAGUAAAAGUUUACAUUGAAAGUGAGAUUGUUCGAGAUACUUUUGAACAGUAUUUUAAUUUGUUUACUUUUUAUAUAGCAACAGCAAAGCAUACAACCUGAAGAGAUUAAAAAGUUAAAAUAUUAACUGAGCUAUUAGGGAACAUUGCAAUCAUAAUCUUUCAAUUGUGUUUUGUAUACCCCUUAGUGUAAAUUCGAAAUCUUGUGUAUGUAAAUAUAGUAAAAUGUCAAUUUAGGACGCGAGGAAAAGAGGCUGCAGGGAAUAGUUAAUGAAUGAGGAUGGUUUUGAAAGUGCAAGCUGUUCUAACAUUUAAUAGAUUUUUUUUAGCUACAACAACCUAGAUUUGUGCAGCGUAAAUUUCCAUCAUCAUUUUGCGUUCCUGCGGUCUCGAGAGAUGAGUCUCUAGGGCAUGCUAGUUAAUUUAUCAAUAACCAUAAGUGUUAUUCACUUGCAGUAGGAACAAGUAUAAAAUGCACUUCUGAAUUUAUAGAUUGACUUUGUAGGGUUAAAAUAAUAUUGUAUAGGUAAGUUUAACUCAGUUUCUUCAAGUAGGAGGAAUUGUCAUGAAACAAAAACACUUGUAAAUGUUGUAGAUAUUUUCUAAAUUUAGAAAAAGAAAUUUUAGCCAAUAAAACGAAACAAAAUCUGAAUCAGACAUACAACUAGUGCUAGUAAGGUUAUUUUUAAGCUGACCAGCAUAAGCCAUGAUAUGGCACAACUUACGCAAAAAGAGACCAAAACUAAGCUCAUGUAAAUAGUUAAAUUUAAGUGUGAUAUUAUUUCUUUAGAAUCGUCUUUACCAAGACACAUUCAACUAAAUAAAUAAAAGAAAUAGCUCGUAAGUGAGUAACACUGCAGUUGCAAUCUAUAGCAAAACAUGAUCUUUUACUCAAAGUACUAAAGCAGCAGAAAUGUGGCAGGCAGGAAUCGAAUCGAAAUCAAAACUAGCAUGAACUACGCACUCUAUUUGUAGGAAAUGGCCAAGUUUUGAACAAUUUUGACAAGGAUAGGAAGUAAAGUAUUAGGUGAACUGCAAAGACAGAAAAGUAUAGAAAUGGAAAUCAAACCUAGAUUCGUCAAGAAGUGUAGAUAUGUAUAAAAAGGAAUCAUCAAUUUACUUGUAAGGAAACAAAAACUGAAAUUACACAUAUUUAAUAUGAGAAACACUAGACAAAGGAAGGAAAACAGUAGUAAUUCUAACAUAAGUUUAGGCCAAAUUGUAUUGAAACAAAAAGAAAAGAAACUAAAUGAAACAGAGAAACCAUAGUUCUAAACUGAGUAGUUAUAAAGAGAACGUAAAUUUAAGAAACACGAAACACCGAAAAAUGAAACAUGUAGAAAAAGAAAUAACAAUGAAUGGUAGAGCAACAGAGAGAAAAAAGAACACAGAAAACAAGCAUAUACAUUUAAGAGAGGAACACUAAUACUUACACUAACACCUUUGAAGGGCGUGUCUUGUGAGUGUGUCUGGUUUACACGAUUGGAUUGGAUUAUUUAAAAGGCAGAAAAUAUUGUAUGUACCAGUUUGCGCGUGUGAGUGAGCGUGUGUGGAUGUGAUUUCGAACAAAUGACCUAGAUAAAGCAAAGCAAAACAAGAUGGAAAAACAAGUGUACGAAUUGAGAAUAUUACUAUUACAAUUAUUAUUCGACACACACACAUACACACAACAAAAAACAAAACAACCUAUAGACAGUAAGGAGAACAAAACAAGAAUGAACGCUGUAAAGAAAAACGUAAAUUAAUUACUGUACAAUUGAAUGAAUUAUUAUAUAAACUAUUAAUACUUGUAUAUGUUAAGGUUUCGUUUACAAAAAAAAAAAACAUGAAAAUAAAUGGAACAUUAUUGAA